CUGUUUGAUGUCUUAAUAAAUCAGUGCAAAUCUAUUUAUGAAUGUAUAUUAACAUCCCUUGAGUCAGUGGACAGCCUUAAUUCCACGUUUUAAAAAGUUGUAAGGUUAGAAAUGGGUGAAGGAGAAUCAUAUUUGCAUAAUCUUAUUCAAAACACAGAAGAGGUAUACUGUAACUGACUAUGUACAAAAGGAGAUACCAGAAUUAUUUGCUCUGUAGCUAUCCAGUGAUAGACUAACUCCUUUUGGAUGUUUUUUUAAUUCCCAUAAAAUAUAUAAUAAUAAACAUAUAUAGAAUUCUACUAAGUAAUUGACAUUAUUUUACAUGUAUGUUAGUUACACUGCUUUGAUUCACUAAAGCUGUAAACUCCACUGUGGGUCCUCACACUCCAGCUAAAUAGAGUACAUUUUUGUGCUAGAAAUAUCCCCAGGUUAUGCAGGAUAGUUAGUUACAUGCUGGUUGGGCUGCCUUUCCCACUGAGUAAAGUUGAGUAGAUUGUAUCAUUUGAGCAAAUUAAAGAAAUCUUAACAAAGAUGCACCCAUGUGACCUUUUAAAAAAAUAUAUUUAACAGUUAACUAGCAUAGGACAAUACAGUCAUAAAUUGUAUUGUAAUACUCCUGUUCAUAACACAUGAUUAUCGCACUGUACAAUCUUUGGAGUGUUUUAAAAUUGCAGUCAAAGCGUCAGUUAAAUAUAUGAAUCUAGCAAUAAUUCAGAAAGUACUUUUUUCUUUGCACCAUUUACGCUAUUUAAUUAUUCAAAACUGGGAAUUUAAAAUCCGAGCAAUUUCACUGACAUGAAUGAAAUCCACGAAACAUGUAACUGGUUAUUCACUUAUUUUAGGCUACAAUACUACUUUGUUCCAUAAAUGUAUCUAAAAAGAUUGUGUCUUGCACUACAGUUCAUUUAUCAGGAAUUGUGAGCUGCACAGUACUAAAGGAAAUUCUCAGUUGUAGUAUGAAAAAAAAUUAAACUUGCCAUGUUACUUUAAAUGUAGCUUAGCAAUUUUAAGUUUUCUGUUGUGCAGGAACUAUGAUAGAUUAAUAAUGUAAAACUAAGGGUAAUAUUGAAUGAACUAUACUAAAGUAAACUACUGCACAAAUGAAAAAACUGCCAGCUUCAGGUUGUUAUGGAACAAUUGUCUCUUGAUAACAUCACAGAGACUCUAGUAGGGUAAUAAUGAGAGUUGCUAGGAGAGAGGUAGCAUAUAUAUAUGAUGUGGUGAGAGAUUAGUAGUUUAGUGUGACAGUCAUCAUUUUCUCUUGAAAUCAUGACUUGUAUUACACGGAGAUGUCUACAAAAGCAAAAGGAAUUCAUCCUUGAUGGUGUGGCAGUGGACACCAUUGGUAGCGGAUAUGCUCACAUCCUGCCCAAGCUGUGGUCUGCACUGCCACCAUAUAAUGCUCAAUUAGAUAUCCAUGCUGCUAGCUAUUUCUCAUCUCCAGUGGUGAAAUCACUGCUAAAAAGGACAGAGCAGACUCGUGGUGGGACCUCUAGGGAUGGGUGGAUAGUGGACUAUUUCCAUAUCUAUGGGCCAGGCCAGAGGUAUUUGAACAGGAGAAACUGGGCAGGAGCAGGUCACUCUCCCGAGCAAGUGGCUGGUCACCAUCUGUACUUGAUGGGUACAAAGCCAGCAACAGGUUGGAACGGCCGAUAUGGCUAUCGCCGCAACACUCCAGAUCUUCGCACACGCUCUUCUUGCUUUGGUGAAGUAACAUGGCUCCCUAUCCACUGAAGAACAUCAGAUUAUAUCAAUCUGUCUCUUCUUCUAACUUAAA
Thamnophis elegans (Western terrestrial garter snake) is the source of this 1777-nucleotide messenger RNA. It is a transcript of the gene SPMAP1, whose product is annotated as chromosome Z C17orf98 homolog. Lineage: Eukaryota; Metazoa; Chordata; Lepidosauria; Squamata; Natricidae. The transcript is spliced from 3 exons. Bases 1270 to 1734 code for a protein of 154 amino acids. The record is from RefSeq and is a predicted model, not a curated record.